Messenger RNA from Prosopis cineraria, 3210 nucleotides. RefSeq names its product protein SEMI-ROLLED LEAF 2-like. Lineage: Eukaryota; Viridiplantae; Streptophyta; Magnoliopsida; Fabales; Fabaceae. The record is from RefSeq and is a predicted model, not a curated record.
AUGACCCCACCUGCAGCAGGAGUUUCAAUGACCUUGCCGGCAGUCGGUGCUAGCAAUAAUGGGAUAAGGGGGGUCAUGUCGAGGCGAGUUGUGCCUGGCCAUGGCAACCUCUGUUUCUGUUGUCCUUCUCUACGGACAAGAUCAAGACAACCAAUCAAACAUUACAAGAAAUUUCAUAAUCUGUGCAUGUUAUUGUUAAACAACCAGGACGCUGAACCUAAUGAUAGGAAAAUUGGGAAGCUAUGUGAAUAUGCUGCCGAGAACCUGUUGAGAAUCCCCAAGAUUUUGGAUAAUCUGGAGCAAAGAUGUUACAAGAAUUUGCGAAAUAAAAACUUUGGUUCAGUCAAAGUUGUCUGGUGCAUCUACAGGAAAAUGUUAUCAUCAUGUAAGGGCACAUGUAAGCCACUUUUCGCCAAUGAUUUGUUAGUUAUCAUUCAGACUCUCUUAGAACAAACUCGAACAGAUGGAAUGAGAAUCAUAGGUUUGGGAGAAUAUGAGCAACCUAUCUGCCUACGCUCAGCUGCAUUGCAAGCUCUGUCCUGCAUGGUGCAAUUCAUGGGUGAACACUCACAUCAUUCAAUGGAUUUUGACAAAAUGAGUAUUGUUUUCAUACUUUCACCUUUUCAACCGUUGACCAUCUAUACAAACGUUGACAUAAAGCGAUGCACAGAAUUUGGCAUCUUCUCACAGAAGUUUGGGUCUUCUGAUUCGCUAGAACUUUUAGCCACUAUUAUUUCCGUGACUUUUGAGAAUGUCUUGAAUUUUCCAAUUGAACACAACCAUGCCAAGGAAGAGAAGUGGCAUUCACAGUCUCUGGACCAGCAGAUUCUGGGACAUCAAAACGAAGACCGUCUUCCUUCUUUACCACAUACCAGUAGGACGGAUCAUUCAAUGUUGGAUACUGCUAAGGAUCCUACUUAUUGGUCAAAGGUUUACUUGUUUAACAUGGCCAAAUUGGCAACGGAAGCUACAACAGUGUGGCAUGUUCUUGAACCUCUUUUUUAUAAUUUUGAUGCCGAAAAUUACUGGUCUCCAGAAAAAGGAGUUGCUUUUUAUGUUUUAUUGCAUUUAAAAUCCCUUUUAGCAGAGUCAGGAGAUAAUUCCCAUCUUCUGUUUUCCUCUUUGAUCAAGCACUUGGAUCAUAAGAAUGUUGCCAAGCAACCUAUUCUGCAGAUUGAUGUAGUUAAUGUCACCACACAACUUGCGCAAAAUGUGAAGCCGCCAGCUUCAAUUGCAAUUAUCGGCACAAUAUCUUACCUCGUAAAACAUUUAAGGAAGUGCCAGCAAAGUUUAAUUCAAUCAUCUAACACUGAAAAUGAUGCAUGUAAGCGGAAAGCUAAUCUGCAGCACGCCUUACAAAUGUGCAUAUUACAACUCUCAAGUAAGGCUUUCCCUGAUGCUUUAUUUCAUCAAUUGCUCCAGUCAAUGACCCAUCCAGACCAUGAAAGAAGAGUCGGGGCACAUGGUAUCUUCUCUGUAGUGCUUAUGCUAUCCCUCUUUUCUACCCAACUAAACCAGAAAAGAAUGAUGCCGCAGAAUGUAAAGUACGAAAGCUUCUCCAUUGAGGAUGCAAGCCUCAUUGGAGGAGAACCUGAAACAAAGGCAAUGGAAGGGGACAAUAGGAAACAUGCAGUGGAUCUGUAUCCUGGUCGCAGCUUUACUUCUGCUCUCACUGAUGGAAAAGAGCUCAGUUCUAUUCGGUUGAGCAGUCACCGAGUGAGUCUCCUCCUUUCUUCAAUCUGGAUUCAAGCAAUAUCCAUGGAAAAUGGCUCUGCAAACUUUGAGGCUAUGGCCCACACUUAUAGCACUGCUCUAUUGUUUACUUGUUCUAAGACAUCCAAUUAUAUGGCUUUAGUAAGAUAUUUCCAACUGGCGUUUUCCAUCAGAAGCUUCUCUUUGGAUCAAGGAAGUUUACAACCAUCUCAGAUGGGGUCUUUGUUUACCUUGGGAACAAACAUGCUGAUUAUUUCUGCCAGGGCAGGCCAUUUUCCUGAUCUAGUUCCAGUGGUUAAAGCAUCUAUGACAGAGACUACUGCUGUUUGUUUAGAGUCAGAGAAGAUAGCUUAUGGAUCUCUGGAAGAUCAAGUUGCUGCUACGGAAUCACUUUCUGCAGCAGAAUUAGAUGACAAGAAGUUGAAAGACAUUGUGACAUCAAACUUAAUGACUAAAUUUGCUAAUUUGUCAGAGGAUGAGUUAUUUAGCUUAAAGAAGAGGGUUUUUUACCUGAUGAUGCAUAGCCAGUGGGAGCUCCUCUGUUUAUGGAGACACCAGGGCCAUACUUUCCUGUUGCUGAGAUUGAGUUUCAAGAUUUCAAUGUGGUUGUGACUCCAGUUGCUUUGACGGAUGAAGAGACUGGGCCUGAAUCAACUCAAAUUCAUUCAGAUCGUAAAACUUCAGUCUCUAGUAAUUAUCCUGAUGUUAAAAGUGUUAAUCAACUCUUGGAAUCGGUUUCGGAAACAGCCAAGCCAAUUGCAGAUUUACCCAUUUCCUCAACACCUGUACCUUGUGACCAGAUAAAGAACCAAUGAGAGGCACUUGGAAUGGGCACGAAUCAGAAAAUGUCAGUUCUUCAUAGUCUCAACCACGAAAAAGAAACAAAGGCAGUGAUUUUGUCAAGUGAAAAUGAAGUAGUAUUUCCCCCUUUGCCUACCAAGGUGCAUAAUUUUUCCAUAGGAGAUCUGAAGUUAGUCACCAAGGCCCUUUCCAGAGAAGGAACAAGUUUUCCAGUGUCUAUGUGACCACGAAGAGCAAAUAUUCUGUGAGGCUACCAAAUUCGAGCCCCUUUGAUAAAUUCUUGAGAGCGCUGGAUGCCAAUGGAUCGAGGUUGCCGUCGACACGCACAAACACCCACACGUGUCUAUCUACACGUACACGGAUAUGGCCUUUUUUCCUCUCUCUGAUGUCUCUUCUCAUUCCCAGUCUGGCUAUUUAUUCAUUCUUUGCACCGAUUAUAGAUGCCUCUUCUACAGACCGUCGCCCGCAUUGAUGCUCCAAGUGCCUGAAAUAGGCGGGAAAGUAUUUUAUUUUCCUUCUUCGGUGGGAGGUGACAUUCUCUUUAACUGCAGCCACAUUUUGUUGAACACUUCUGAAAGAAUUUUCAGUAUAUGUUUAUUAGUUUAUAUGCAGGGUCCAGUCCAGUCCAACAAUAAUAAUUUUAAGAUUUCGUACUCUAAAUAUUCUUCAAAAGCUAGAAACUCCUCAAGAGUAUCG